Messenger RNA from Haliotis rubra (blacklip abalone), 1461 nucleotides. RefSeq names its product serine-aspartate repeat-containing protein F-like. The transcript has 3 exons. Bases 1 to 1461 code for a protein of 486 amino acids. Lineage: Eukaryota; Metazoa; Mollusca; Gastropoda; Lepetellida; Haliotidae. The record is from RefSeq and is a predicted model, not a curated record.
AUGACAGAGACCCCAUCUCACAAUGACAGUGAUCUCGUUACAGAGACCCCAUCUCACUCCGACAGUGACCUCGUUACAGAGACACCAGCUCACCCUGACAGUGAUUUUGUUACAGAGACCCCACCUCACCGUGGCAAGACCCCGGCUCAAUCCGACAGUGAUCUCGUUUCAGAGACCCCAACUCUACCUGACAGUGACUUUGUUACAGAGACCCAACUCACUCUGACAGUGAUCUCGUUACAGAGACCCCAUCUCACUCUUACAGUCAUCUCGUUACAGACCUCAUCUCACCUUGGCAGUGAUCCCGUUACAGAGACCCCAUCUCACUCUUACAGUGAUUUCGUUACAGAAACCCCAUCUCACCCUGACAGUGAUCUCGUUACAGAGACCCCGGCUCAAUCCGACAGUGAUCUCGUUUCAGAGACCCCAACUCUACCUGACAGUGACUUUGUUACAGAGACCCAACUCACCCUGACAGUGAUCUCGUUACAGAGACCCCACCUCACCUUCACAGUGAUCGUUACAGAGACCCAAUCUCACCUUGGCAGUGACCUCGUUACAGAGACCCUAUCUCUCCUCAUCAAUGAUCUCGUUACAGAGACCCCGACACACUCUGACAGUGAUCUCGUUACAGAGACUCCAACUCACCCUAACAGUGAUCUCGUUAUAGAGACCCCAUCUCACCUUGUCAGUGAUCUCGUUUCAGAGACCCCAACUCACCCUGACAGUGACCUCGUUACAGAGACCCCGGCUCAAUCUGACAGUGACCUCGUUACAGAGACCCCAACUCACCCUGACAGUGAUAUGGUUACGGAGACCCCAUCUCACCUUGUCAGUGAUCUCGUUACAGAGACCCCAUCCCACCCUGACUUUGAUUUCGUGACAGAGACCCCGGCUCAAUCUGACAGUGACCUCGUUACAGAGACCCCAACUCACCCUGACAGUGAUAUGGUUACGGAGACCCCAUCUCACCUUAGAACCCACCUCACCUUCACAGUGAUCGUUACAGAGACCCCAUCUCACCUUGUCAGUGACCUCGUUACAGAGACCCCACCUCACCCUGACAGUGAUCUCGUUACAGAGACCCCAUCUCACCUUGACAGUGAUCUCGUUACAGAGACCCCAUCUCACUUUGACAGUGACCUCGUUACAGAGACCCCAACUCACUUUGACAGUGACCUCGUUACAGAGACCCCAUCUCACCUUGACAGUGAUCUCGUUACAGAGACCCCAACUCACUUUGACAGUGACCUCGUUACAGAGACCCCAAGUCAAUCUGACAGUUACCUCGUUACAGAGACCCCAAGUCAAUCUGACAGUGACCUCGUUACAGAGACCCCAACUCACUUUGACAGUGACCUCGUUACAGAGACCCCGGCUCAAUCUGACAGUGACUUCGUUACAGAGACCCCAACUCACCCUGACAGUGAUCUCGUUACAGAGACCCCAUCUCACAGUUAA